Molecule: messenger RNA, 6827 nt
Organism: Anolis sagrei ordinatus
Lineage: Eukaryota; Metazoa; Chordata; Lepidosauria; Squamata; Anolidae
Source: RefSeq, a predicted model, not a curated record
CUUGGGCUUCCCUCAGUCAGGCAGGCAAAAGAAGAAGCAGAAGGAGGAGGAAAGACUCCGCCCUGCGAGGAGUUGGAGGGCGACCAGGCAGAAGAAGAGGCUGCAGGACAGAAGGAAACCCACUCCUCUCUUUGUGGAGGAGACUCCGCAGCCGGCCAAGACGCCUUCCAUGUGAGGAGGGGGAAAAAUAGGCGGCUUUGGCGAGGAGAAGUGCUGCAUUUUAUUCACCAACUGAAUACUGACACCGCUUGCUACAGUCCAGUAAGCCUUCAUGAGUGGCUUCCAGAUAGUGAGAGAGAAACAUUUUAAGGAAUGGAGUUGGCACACAGUUUGUUACUUAAUGAAGACGCCUAUAACCAACUGGGGGAAUUUAAGAAAACAGAGUUUGCUUUUGAGUGGCUGAGGUUUUUGGAAAAACUUUUACCAGCAACCAGUCGAGCUGAUAUAAGGGAAAAGCAGAGUAAACUUGUUGAACAACUGGUAUCUUUAUUAACAAGUUCUCCAGGGCCUCCUGCCAGACAGCUUAUUGCCAAGAAUCUUGCUAUCGUUUAUAGCUCUGGAGACAUAUUUUCUGUUCACCAGACAAUUGACAAAUGCAAUGAACUUAUUCGUAGUAAGGAUGAUUCACCAAGUUAUCUGCCUACAAAACUGGCUGCAGUGGUCUGUUUGGGCUAUUUGUACAAAAAACUGGGAAGAAUUUUGGGCAACAGUUUUCUGGAUACCGUAGGGAAUAUCCUUAAAGCAAUGAAGAAUGCAGAGUCUCAAGGGCGGUAUGAGAUCAUGCUAAGUUUGCAAAAUAUAUUGAAAGGGCUUGGAGCGGCGGCUAUUCCAUGCCACAGAGAUAUUUACAAAGCGGCCCGUUCCUGCUUAAUGGAUAGAUCAAUGGCAGUUCGCUGUGCUGCUGCAAAGUGUCUUCUUGAACUUCAGAUUGAAGCAACAUUUAUGUGGAGUACAGACCUGGAUAGCGUUGUAACUCUGUGUUUUAAGUCCUUGGAAGGAUCAAGUUACGAUGUACGGAUGGCUGUUUCUAAGCUUUUAGGUUGUGUGUUGGUUAGUGCUGUAACAUCUAAACAAGGCACAGCAUCUGCCAGACAAAAUGUUCGCAAAAUCUCAUUUGAGGAAGCCUUGGACCUAUUGGGAACAGGUUUUCUUCGCGGAAGUUCAGGAUUUCUACGAGCCAGUGGCGAUAUCCUAAAGGGAACGAGUUCAGUCAGCAGGGAUGUUAGAGUUGGAGUCACUCAGGCGUAUGUGGUAUUUAUUUCCACACUAGGAGGGCAGUGGCUUGAAAGGAAUUUUUCUGCCUUGCUCUCCCAUGUCCUAGACCUUGUCUCUCAGUCUCAGCCCAAAGCUAUUCAGACUCAGUUAGACGCUAUUUGCUGCCGCCGUUGUAUUUCGUUUAUCCUUCGAGCUACAGUGGGAGGCCUUCUUGGGGAAAAAGCUCAAAUUGCAACUGCCAAGGAGAUUUGUCAAGCCAUCUGGAAGCUGAAGAAAGUUGUGGAUGCUGCAAGAAGUGACUGUAAUGUGGAAACUCGAGUUGGGACAACAGAUGUGAUAGCUAGCCAGAAUAUGCUUAUAUGUGCCCUAGAAGAGCUUGGAAACAUCAUAUAUGGCUUAGGAACUACUGCUGCACCAGUAUUGCAAGAUUCUAGUACAGGAGUUCUGGAUGCAGUUAUAUCUGUUAUCCUUCAUCCCAGCAUUUCUGUUCAGCUAGCAGCAGCAUGGUGUCUUCGCUGCAUUGCUGUAGCAUUGCCUUGCUUUCUCUCCCCACUUCUGGAUCGCUGUGUUGAGAGACUCACAGCACUGAAAUCCUCCCCAGAAGCAGUGACUGGCUAUAGCUUUGCUAUUGCCGCUUUGUUGGGAACUGUAAAACAGUGUACUUUAGGAAUUCCACAUUGCAAGGGAAAGGCCAUUAUGACAGUAGCUGAAGAUUUAUUGCGUUCUGCAUCUCAAAACAGUCGUAUUUCUAUACAACGAAUGCAGUCUGGGUGGCUUUUGAUAGCUGCCCUCAUGACACUAGGUCCUGCAGUUGUCCAGCACCAUCUUCCAAGGAUGCUACUGUUGUGGAAAUGUGCCUUCCCAUUAUCAUCUAAAGAUUUAGAAACUGAGAAGAGCCGAGGUGAUUCAUUUACUUGGCAAGUAACACUGGAAAGCCGUGCAGGUGCUCUUUGUGCUGUCAAAAGCUUUAUUCUUCAUUGUGGAGGACUCCUUACAGAUGAAGUUAUUCAAAGAUUGCUUCCUCCAAUCCCAUGUGCAAUUGAUUUACUGACACUGCUUCCUUCUCUAAAUAAAACCUAUGGAAAUCCUUUAAAACCAUCAUCAGUGAAUUAUAGGAAAAGACUUUAUGAAUUGCUUACUUUGUUGCCUCCCAAGACAUAUGAAGGAAUUUUUUCUGCAGUUCUCAAAGAACUUGUGCUUGAUUUGACCCAGUCUGAUAACCAGAUGGCAGCCUCUGCUGCUUAUCUUCCACCUCUCUCUCAUCAGAAUGAAUUUGCCUUACUUGGUCCUACAUUACAGGAGACAGAGCACAGAUUUAUUGAAGAGCAGCUGCUCUUAGUCCAUAGUAUAGCUGGUGGAAGCCUAGAAUAUGAUCCAUAUUCAGUUUACGAAAGAGCUGCAGAUAGUGACUCAGUGCCUAAGCCCUUACCUACAACUAUAUCCAUUAUCAAUGCAGCAACCCGUCUCUUUGGAGUAAUAUUUUCCCAUGUUGCAGAGCCCCAAAGGCUUCAGAUAUUGGAACAGAUAUUGACCUCCAUAAAACAAACCAAAGGAUCCCGGCAACAGAUAGUGCAACAAAACGUUAUGUCAGCAUUUUCUAAUGUUCUGAAGCACUUAGCCAGUUGCAAGGGGAAUUUAGGUUCUGACGAAAUCCGAAGUUCUGCCUUAUCCUUAGUGAUGAGUGCCUUAGAAAGUAGUAAUCCACUUCUGAGAUGUUCUGCUGCCGAAUCUCUAGCCCGACUUGCCCAGGUCGUUGCUGACAGCACCUUCACUGCUGGAUUGGCACAAAUUAGCUUUGACAAGCUAAAAUCUGCUAGAGAUGUUAUAUCAAGGACAGGACAUUCUUUGGCCCUUGGAUCACUCUAUAAAUAUCUGGGAGGAAUCAGCUCUUCUCAGCACUUGAAUGCAUGUGUCGGAAUACUUUAUACAUUAUCUCAGGAUAGCACUUCACCUGAAGUACAGACCUGGGCACUGCAUUCUCUGUCACUGAUCAUUGAUUCUGCCGGUCCCCUAUAUCACGUGCAUGUGGAACCUACCCUCUCUCUUAUUCUUAUGUUGUUGUUGACUGUGCCUCCUGCUUAUGCUGAAGUCCAUCAAAGCCUUGGUCGCUGCUUAAAUGCACUUAUCGCCACUUUGGGUCCUGAGUUGCAAGGCAGCAGCACUACAGUUUCAGCCUUACGGGCUUCUUGUCUCCUGAGCUGUACAGUGAUGCAAGAUAAUCCUGACUGCCUUGUCCAAGCUCAAGCUAUCUCUUGCCUUCAGCAGCUUCAUAUGUUUGCUCCACGCCAUGUAAACCUGUCUAGCCUUGUAAGAUGCCUGUGUGAGAUCUUGUUGGAAAAUUCUGUGUUGGUGAAUCUCUCUAGUUCAUAUUUAUUACUAAGGCGAGCAGUACUAGCUUGUUUGCAUCAGCUUGUGCAGAGGGAGGCAGCUGAAGUUUCUGAACAUGCAGUGGCUCUUGCUAAAGACAGCAGAGAAGAUUUUGCUCCAGGUAUUAACAUCAGAGAAGUAGGACUUGAAGGGGCAUUGUUAAGCCUGUUGGACAAAGAACUGGAUCCAAAACUGUGCCAAGACAUCCGAGAGACCCUGACCCAUAUGCUUAUAUCAAUGGCUGUUGAAAAACUCUCUUUCUGGUUGAAGCUCUGCAAAGAUGUUUUAGCUGCCUCUGCUGAUUUCACAACCGUGGCUUCAGUAGAUACAACACAAGAAGAAGAAGUUGCUCAAACAGAUGACGAAUUGGCAUUGGCAUUGGAAAAUGAUGAAAAAUUGCACCCUUUCCUGCAUCCUCGAUGGUCUACUAGAGUUUUUGCUGCAGAGUGUGUUUGUAAAAUUAUCAGCCAGUGCGAAAAUGCUGGCAAUGCUCACUUUGACAUAGCUCUGGCACAGGAAAUGAAGCAGAGAGAUUCAAGAGAUGAUUUCUUAGUACUGCAUUUAGCUGACUUGAUCCGCAUGGCUUUUAUGGCUGCCACUGAUCACAGUGACCAUCUUCGUCUUUCUGGUCUUCAGAUGUUGUUAGUUCUCAUUCGAAAGUUUGCUGCUGUACCAGAACCAGAGUUCCCAGGCCAUUUAAUUCUGGAGCAAUAUCAGGCAAAUGUUGGGGCAGCACUUAGACCGGCCUUUAGCUCAGAAACACCACCAGAUGUAACAGCAAAAGCAUGCCAGGUUUGCAGUGCCUGGAUAGCAAGUGGUGUAGUAAAUGACCUUAAUGAUCUUCAGAGAGUUCAUCAGUUGCUGGUAACAUCCUUGAUUAAAGUACAGGCUGGAAAAGAAGCACAAAGUCAGCUGUACAAUGAAGCCACGACAACUAUGGAGACAUUGGCUGUUCUAAAAGCUUGGGCAGAGGUUUAUAUAGUUGCGGUAGAAAGACAGAAAAAACAAAGCCACGUUAGUAGGCCACUGUUUGCCACAAACAUCAGAGAGGAGAGCUGCAGGGAUCAAACCUCUUCAGUAGAUGAUCUUUUGCAGCUAGUUCAAGCAGACUUGGGAAAUCUGAGCAAGCUCUGGCUUGCUGCACUUCAGGAUUUUGCUCUCUUAACUUUGCCUUUGGAAUACACCUCUCAACUUCCUAUUGAAGGUGGUGCUUUCUAUACUGCAGAGACAAUUGAAAAUUCAAGACCACACUAUCAAAACUCCUGGGCUCUGAUUCUUUAUGCUACAGCAUUGUGGCUUACGAAUACAGGUUUCCUUAUAGGCGAUUCCGAUGAAGGCCUAACUAAUCUAUCUCGACCUGUCACUCCAACUACUAUGUGUCAAGACUCAACAUCUAAGGCUGCUGUAAAGUCACCUGAAGAUGUCAAUACAGAAAGAUUUCAUCUUAUCUUGGGAAUUAGUGUGGAAUUUCUGUGUUCUCCUCGAUCAGAUGCAGCAAUGGAAGACAUUACAUCUUGUCUACAUGCCCUGCAGGCGAUGCUUGAUGUUCCUUGGCCAAGGACUAAAAUUGGUAGUGACCAGGAACAGAGUGUUGAGCUGCUGAAUGUUUUGCACCGUCUUAUACUGACCAGAGAGUCCCCUGACAUUCAACUUGCUGCUCUAGAAGUUGUUCAGCACAUACUUUUUGCAGCACAAGAACAUGUCAAGGAAAAACGGAGAAGUGCAGAAGUUGAUGAUGGGGCUGAAGAAAAGGAAACUUUGCCAGAAUUUGGAGAAGGAAAAGACACAGGAGGACUGAUACCUGGAAAGUCCUUAGUUUUUGCAACCCUAGAGAUGUGUAUGUGCAUUCUUGUAAGGCAGCUACCUCAGCUUAACCCAAAGAUAACAGGUAGUCCUGGAAUUACAGCUGGAAAACCUCAACUAUUAUCAGAGAAUGGAAGCAAGCUGGUGUCAGCAGCAUUAGGAAUCCUUUCUGACAUUCCAGGAGUUUGCUCACCAGAAGGGAGCAUUGCUGUGCUUCCUACUAUAUUAUAUCUGAUUAUUGGAGUCCUGAGAGAAACUGCUGUAAAGUUACCAACUGGCCAGAUACCUUUAACUGUUGCUGCAUCUCUACAAGCUCUUAAAGGAGUGCUGUCUUCGCCCAUGGCCCGGGCUGAGAAGAGCCGAGCUGCUUGGAAUGAAUUGCUCUGUAGUGCUUUCGUCUCUAUCCUUAAUUUUUGGAAUCAAGAUGGUGCCCACCAAGAAUUAGAUGAAAGCAGUCUAUUGACUGCCAUUACAGUAUUUAUUUUGUCCUCAAGUCCAGAAGUUACUACUGUGGAAUGCCUUCAGAUGAGCUGCAUUGAGAAGUUUAAAUCCGCAAUGGAAUCUAAAGAUUCUGUUAUACAACUGAAAUGUUACCAGCUGCUACUGACCAUUUUUCAGUAUCCAAACAAAGCGAUCUCAUAUCCUUACAUUCAGUCAUUGGCAGCAUCAAUUGUGAACAAACUUCAGGAAACAGAGAAAGCUAAACCUGAGAAUUCUGCUGAACUUCAGGUUAUUCAGGAAGGAAUAAAGGUGGUAGCUGCUGUUAUAGCCCUUGCUCAGGAGGAACACCGAUCUCAACUAGUGGCUUGCUUUCUACCAAUCCUGAUUUCUUUUCUCUUGGACGAGAAUGCCCUGGCAUCAGCUACCAAUUCAGCAAGGAGUCUACAUGAGUUUGCUUUGCAGUAUCUGAUGCAGAUUGGCCCACAGUAUUCCUCAGUCUUUAAAAAACUAAUGGCUGCCUCUCCGCCAAUGAAAGCAAGGCUUGAAUCAGCUGUGAAGGGCAAUCAGGAAAGUAUCAAGGACAAGACGUCCCCUCGACACUCAAAGAACCCUGGGAAAAGUGCAAGCAUUCAAUUAAAGACCAACUUUCUGUGAAAUUGGUUGUUUUUAAAUAUUAAGCACUUUGAUAAUACUGAAGAGAGUCUUCCCUUUUCUCAUCAUGAAGUUGAUUGCUGCUUUUCAAGUUUAGUUCUGCUAAUACCUUGGAAAUCAGAGCAGUAGCCCCAUUCCAGAGAACUAUCAAUGAUUAGUCAGUAACAUGCAUGGCUAUGGCUGCUAGAUGCGGAAUGGGAACAAAUAUGCUGAAUCAAUUUACCUAAUAAGUACCCAAUCCACAAGAGGUUCCCUCUUGUCAACCAGAGUAUAUGCAUUAUAAAAGUAUUGUUUCAGCAGUAUGACAUUUGUUUCAUAUUUUUCUAAACACUACACCAUUUUGAGAAAAA